AUGUCCAACAAGUUUCGGUCCUUGCAGCGAAAGAAAAACGCCCGUUCCAUCGUUUCUGAGGAUCCGUGGAAAGUCGAUACGCCUUUCGGACCGCCCCGAAUCCCACAUUUUCCAGGUCGAGGCAUGCGACGUCUUCGCAGUACCCUCCAGAAACUGUCGCCGUCUGCACGUGCUGAGCGAGAACUCCUCAGGCAAAAGAACCGGUACAAGAUCCCCUUGACUGAGAGGAAUGUCGAUGCUCUGGUCACAGAGCAGCUGUUCACCGAUGCUUGUUUUCCCGACAAACAUAGCAGAGAGUUGCAGAUCUCUGCAUGGCUUGAGCGACUGUCCUACUGA
This is a messenger RNA of Aspergillus neoniger CBS 115656, 336 nucleotides long. RefSeq lists its product as uncharacterized. The coding region runs from base 1 to 336 and encodes 111 amino acids. The record is from RefSeq and is a predicted model, not a curated record. The transcript has a single exon. NCBI's taxonomy places the organism in Eukaryota, Fungi, Ascomycota, Eurotiomycetes, Eurotiales, Aspergillaceae.